Molecule: messenger RNA, 2272 nt
Organism: Perca flavescens (yellow perch)
Lineage: Eukaryota; Metazoa; Chordata; Actinopteri; Perciformes; Percidae
Gene: commd6
Product: COMM domain containing 6
Exons: 7
Coding region: 300-899 (199 amino acids)
Molecular function (GO): NF-kappaB binding
Source: RefSeq, a predicted model, not a curated record
GGUUGUAUGUCAAUGCUCCAAUACAGUAGGUGGCGGUAUGCACCUUUUACGAUGGUUACGAUCCACCCUUAAAAAAGAUAGAAGAAGAUUCACUGCAAAGACAGGAGGAUCUAUUCUCUGCCAAUAAAGUCGGUCUUAUUCUUAUUAUACAUCCGUCAUAAAGUCACUCAGUUUGUCACUAGGAGGUUUGAAAAUAAUAAUAAUACAGAUUUGAUAUAUAAGUCGCUAAAGGGGUCUUAAGGGUUGCCAACAGAGCAAGUCCCUAAAUAGGGAACACUGCCAAACCAGACUGAGAGAAGAUGCCAGCAGCAGAGGAAUCGCAUGGUGUCAACAAAGUUGUGGACAACAUCUGUAAGCUUUCUCCAGAUCUGUUGGCUGAAGCAUGUCAGCACAUUCUGAUUUAUCUUCAAGGACAAACUAAAGGAGUAGAUUCAGCUGAAAUUUCUCAUAAAUUCCAAAGAGCUGGAGUCAGACUUGACCAUGAAGCUCAACAGGACAUUAUCAGAUUUCUCCUGUUAACAUUCAGGUCAGCUGGGAAGAGCAACUUCUCUGGGGAUGACCUUGUGUCAAGACUGGAAGAAGGCAGUAACAAGUGGCCCAAAGCUUCCCUUCAGGUGUUGCACAGGUUGUGGAGCGAACAUGGUGCAUUAGUCCAUGCUCAGCAGGAGGUCCAGGCCAUGCUCAGCAUCAACCAGUUAGUGGACAUGCAGUGGAAGCUCGGCAUGGCCGUGAGCUCAGACACCUGCCGAUCUCUCAACUCCCCCUACGUGUCUCUACUGCUAAAGAUCGUUGAGCCCUCCGGGCAGAUUUGUCAGAGGUCUUUUGAAAUGACCAUUCCACAGUUCCAGAACUUUCACAAGCAGUUCAAGGAGAUGGCAGCCGUUAUGGAGACUGUGUGACGGUUGCAAGUUCACCUAAGUGCUUGUCGAAAUAACACUCCAGUUAACUUGUUACCCAACCGAAGAACUGCUUGACACAGGUGUGUGUCUUCUGGCUGUUUAACAUGUGGAUACCAAUUAUUGCAAAUGUCAAUUGUCUGCUUUUCACUUUGCAUUUUUUUACAGGUUGCACAAGCUCCUAAAUGAUUUACUGAACAGUCCUGGGGCUUUUUGUUAACUUCUGAAUUAUGAGGACUUACUUUUGCCGUUUGUGUUUUUUCCCCGGUUAAUACUGAAAUGUAUACUGUGUGGUUAUGAGGAGACCUUUGCCCUUUUUUCUACUUCCACUUUGAUGCUACACAACAAUGAUACAAUAACAAUCAUUAAAUGUAAACCAUUGUAUGGCUAUUUGAUUCCAACUUCACAGCUUAGAGCAAAUCAAAGUAAAAGCAUGUAUACACUAAAUCAAUGAAAUGCUUAGUGUCCCUGUUUACCAUCCAACUAAUGUAGAAUCCCGAGAGAAAUAAUUCUGACCUACCUUUGGGUAGUUUUGUAGUCUUAAUAUUGGUUCUAGUGGGGAGUCCACAGUUUCUGCAGCAAAUUUAGGGAUGCUUUAAUUAUCUGGUGUGCCGAUUGUCUUUGAUUGCAUUUCUAGAUGGAUGGAUCUCAUUAAUUUCCAUUUUCGCCACAAUCCAUUGUAGACAGUUAAUUCAAUACAAUGUCAACACUCAAAGAACCGAAAUACAACCACGUGAUUUCAUCAAGUGGGGGUCUAUUUGAUGGCCUGCCCUGUAUUAUAUAAAAGUCUACAGUUUAAAUAUGUAUACAUCAUAGAGGUAUACACAUAAAUCCUCACCAGUACUGUGGGGUUUAGUAGGCUGCAGAACUCCAGUGGCUACUGCCUCGGUGAUGAGGUUAUAUAUGGCACAGCUUCUAUUUUGGGGAUAGGAGGAGUGCUUGGAAUUAUGGCAUUCUGUAGAUGGUAGCUUCUCUAGUGCAUAGAGCAUAUCAGAUAGGAUUACAGCUUUCCAAGACUAUGAAUCAGCACAGCCUGCUUGUAAACAGUUAGCUGUGAACUGCCUCAGUGAAGUAUUGCAUAUUGUGCUGCCAACAUAGUAUUUGGCCAAGUCUGGUCUUCACAACCUCCGCUCAUUUUACCAGGUAGGUAGGAUGACAGCAAACAAAGUUAUGGGCCCGGAACACUUUCUACACUACCAUAAAAGUGGCUUUCCAUUAUUACUAUACACUGCUAGGCUAUUGUGCAGUGGUGGAAGACAAAUUUAGAUCCUUAAGUAAACAUACUAAUAACACACUGUAAAAAUACUGUUACAAGUAAAAGUCCUGCAUUGAAAAUGUUACUUAAGUAUGUAUAUCAUCAGGAACAUCUACAUAAA